Messenger RNA from Apiotrichum porosum, 2514 nucleotides. RefSeq lists its product as uncharacterized. The coding region runs from base 1 to 2514 and encodes 837 amino acids. Gene Ontology annotation, cellular component: mitochondrion. NCBI's taxonomy places the organism in Eukaryota, Fungi, Basidiomycota, Tremellomycetes, Trichosporonales, Trichosporonaceae. Gene Ontology annotation, molecular function: S-adenosyl-L-methionine:8-amino-7-oxononanoate transaminase activity; pyridoxal phosphate binding; dethiobiotin synthase activity. The record is from RefSeq and is a predicted model, not a curated record. Gene Ontology annotation, biological process: biotin biosynthetic process. The transcript has 11 exons.
AUGCCUCUGCUCUUCCCCAACCUCCGCGUGCACCAGAUAUUUGGAGCAAACACUGAUGUUGGCAAGACGCUCCUCACCACCGCCCUCAUUCGGUCCAGCGCUUCUCGGCUCGCUCGCAAGGGUGAGGCCGGGAAGCGCAUCUUCUACCUCAAGCCGGUUAGCACUGGCCCCGAGGAAGACUCUGAUGUUGGCUUUGUGAACCGUCAUACCAAGCCGUAUGCCGAUGUGAUCUCGACAAGGAACUUGUAUUCGUACCGCGAGCCAAUGUCGCCUCAUCUUGCGGCUCAACUGGCACCCGACCUGCCUUUUCCCAAAAGCAACGACGAGCUUGUCCGUGGCGUGGAAAAGUACACUGCAGAGGUGGUGCGCUCCUUGAACGGAAAGGAAGGCGACCUCUACGUCGAGACGGCCGGAGGUGUCCACUCACCAGCUCUCCACCCACCUCACACCCAAUCGACCUUCCUUCGCCCCCUCCUCCUCCCUUCCGUCCUCAUCGCCUCCCCGCACCUCGGCGGCAUCUCCACCACCCUCGCGUCUUACGAGUCCCUCCUCAUGCGUGGAUACGACGUCAAGGCGGUUCUCUGCCUGCACGACUCGUACUACCGCAAUGACGACUUUCUCCGAGGAUACUUUGGUGACCGCGGUAUUGGGUUCUACGACGUGCGCCGCCCGCCUGAGAAGCAGGGCACUGUGGCCGAGGACGCUGCUCGUCUUGCCGAGUGGUAUGCUCAGGUCGAAGGCGUUGGCGGGGAGGCGCUCGGCGAGGGUGGUGUCGGUGGUGCCGUCCAGUGGCUCGAGGAUAAGCACCGCGAGCGUGUGGCGGAGAUUGAGAGCAUGCCCCAGCGUACUCUGGACACGGUGUGGUGGCCCUUCACCCAACAUGGUCUUGUGAACAAGAAGGAACAAGUCAUGGUCAUCGACUCGGCCCACGGCGACCACUUUGACGCCUACUACGCCAAACCCUCCGGCACCCCCACACCCAAGGACGAGAGCCUUCUCGAGCCCUUCUUUGACGGCGCUGCGAGCUGGUUCACCCAGUCUCACGGCCACGCCUCCGAGCCACUGACAAUGGCUGCGGCGCAGGCUGCUGGGCGCUACGGCCACGUCCUGUUCCCCUCGGGGACUCACAAGCCUGCCUUGGAGCUGGCUGAGAAGCUGAGGGAGACUGUAGGCAAGGACUGGGCCGACCGCGUGUUCUACUCGGACAACGGCAGUACUGGUAUCGAGGUCGGCCUCAAGAUGGCCCUGCGUGCCAGUGGUCGUCGGUACGGCUGGCCAGGAGAACUCGGCGGGGAUGUUGGCGUCAUUGGUCUUCGGGGCGGAUACCACGGUGAUACUAUCGGCGCCAUGGACGCGACACCUGCAUCGACGUUCAACACCGCUGUUGACUGGUACAAGGGCCGCGGUCACUGGUUCGCCCCUCCAGUCGUGCUCGUAAAGGACGGCGUGCCGACCGUGUCCACUACGGAACCCGACUCGUGGGCGUCGCUCCCUUCCUCCCUGUCUUCCGAGUCCAAGCCCAACGGCGACGGCUGGUCCCUCUCCUUCCCCACGAUGGAGAAUGUGUACGAUCUCGAGUCCCGCCGCACCUCCUCACUGGCAGACUACUACCGCGCCCACAUUCGUGCGACGUACGAGCGCCUUGCAGCUGAAGGACGCCAGUUUGGCGCUCUGAUCAUUGAGCCCACGUGUCUCGGAGCGGGCGGAAUGGUCUUUGUCGACCCCUUGUUCCAGUACUGCCUCACCGAGGUGACGCGCGCUAGCGAGGACCUCUUCUCUGGCAAGCCUGACGGGGCCAAGUAUGAGUCGUCCCUUGCCGCCAUCCCUCAGCGGGACAAUGCCGAGUGGCAGGGUCUGCCUGUCAUCUACGACGAAGUGUUCUCGGGUCUCCACCGCUUCGGCUACCAUUCGGCCGCUGCCGUGCUGGGUGCCACACCAGACAUCUCAGUGUACGCCAAGAUCCUCACUGGCGGCCUCCUCCCUCUGUCGGCGACACUCGCGUCCAAGUCGAUCUUUGCAGCCUUCCUCUCGGACAAAAAGGUCGAUGCGCUCCUGCACGGCCACUCGUACACUGCCAACCCUAUCGGAUGCGCCGUCGCCCUCCGUGCCCUGGGCAUGAUCGAGGACGCGGAGACGAGCGACGCGUGGGCCACGCCCCGCGCCGACUGGGGCGUGCGUGCCGGCGACGAGAGCGCGCGGUGGAGUUUCUGGCGCCGCGACUUCCUCGAGGCCGUGAGCAAGGUCGACGGCGUCAGUGGCGCCAUGGCCAUGGGCACCGUACUGGCCAUUGAGCUCGAGGACGCCAAUGCCGAUUACGCAUCGCAUUCGGCCCAGGCGCUCCUCGACCGUCUGCGCGCCCACCCCGUCACGGACCCGCAUGGCUCGGCCCCGCCCUUCCGUAUCCACUCGCGGCCACUGGGCAACGUCGCAUACUUCAUGACGUCGCUGUUUACGCCGGGCGAGACGGUGCGUGCGAUGGAAGAGGUCAUCUUGCAGGAGGUUGCCAAAAAGUAA